Parnassius apollo (apollo) is the source of this 576-nucleotide messenger RNA. NCBI's taxonomy places the organism in Eukaryota, Metazoa, Arthropoda, Insecta, Lepidoptera, Papilionidae. The record is from the annotation of a GenBank genome assembly.
AUGGUAUACUCAUCUUACUCGAGCUUGUUCGAUUUCGACGACUACGAGAACGACGAUUUUGAGAGUAACGAGGCUUCUUUGUUAAAUAUUUCAUCCUUUGACUCAAAAGAAAAGGGGUACCCUAAACACAAGGGUCCCGUCAUGGGUAUGAUAAUCACGUUAACUGCGGUGGGGGUGAUAUUGGUGAUCGCAAUCUGCAUAGCGUGCUGCUGCCGGGGACGUUACCGCGGGCGGGUGCUAUCGCCUCCCCCCGCGGCGACCCCAGGCCCCGCGCCUUAUCCACAACAGCAGUACACGCCUUACCCAGUCCAAGUAGUGACCACAUAUCCGGUCGCUUCACCGGCGCCAUAUCAGCAUACGGCGGCACCGUAUCCGGCGUCCACGUCACCGUAUCCGGCCGCCGCACCGUAUCCGACCGCUUAUCCGAAUGCCGGGCCUCCGUAUCCGAUGACCGGCGCCCCGUAUCCGACAGCAGGGGCCCCGUAUCCGACGCAUCUACCUCAUCCCAGCGCUCCGAGCGCGCCUGAAGCAUACGCGAUGCCGCCGUCCUACGAUCAAGCUGUGGGCAAGGGUUAA